GGGCACACACGGCAAAGUCACGGUGCUCAGGAACAACGCCCGGACAUGGCCGAAAACCGACUGUUGGUUGGCCCGCCCGUGCCGCUGACAGCAAGUGGCGGGGGGCCUGGAUUGUAGGCAGCACAAUUAAUCGCGUCUACAUAACAGCUUCAACGAAGGAAUCCAUCGGAAGGUGGGCGAACACAUACUGUACAACGAUCGAAAUCGCACUUUCCGCCAACUCGUAAUCAUCAUGGGCAAUGCCGCAUCGCGUGAAGCGAACUAUGAACGACUUGAAAAAGUUAUUCCGAAUGUGAAGAACGAUAAAGGCAUGGUUGUACCGAACCUGAAGGACGCCUUCACAGACGAGGGUGAUCGCAAGCAAUUCAUACAUGCGGUCCUGACGGUCUUUCAAAACAACACCCCAAAUGGCUUGGGCUUCAGCCGAUAUCGAUUGCUUUUCUCGCGUACCGAAAAUGAUCGGUACAUGGCGCAGCUGUUGCAGCAGAGGCCAGAUGGCGUCUUGUCAGCCAAGAUAGCCCCUCCCAAUAACUCAGUUGACCGUGCUGAGGCCUUCCUGGCUCUGAAGACAGAGGUUGAGCGCCGCCUGGACAGUGUGCUUAGAAGUAUUCCAGACGUGGGUAGUUCUCCCAGCGAAGUGCGCGAAGUGCCCCGAGCCUCUGCUUCAGCUUCACAAGAGCCAGGGAGCGCGCUUCGAGCUGCUGGUCCUUCUAACGAGACAUUGGUCAUCGACGGUCCCGAAAGCUCAAGACCGCUCGCGAAUGCCAACGAUGCUCCACCUUCGUACGAGGACAAAGAUGCUCCCGAAAAUCUACCCAGGGAUCGGAAACGAUAGUUAAUGCUAUUCAUGUCAUCCUAUGCUCGCACUUGUACUCAUUCGCUUUGUGUCUUAUGUGCUGUUUCAUCCAAGGUCGGAAAUCUCGAUUCGUGAAUCGUGAUCAACUUGUUGUAAAGUAUGUUGAUGUUAGCGCAAUGAUCUGUGCCUUCCACCGCUCAAUGCCAAAAUUCUUCAUGG
Molecule: messenger RNA, 1015 nt
Organism: Dissoconium aciculare CBS 342.82
Lineage: Eukaryota; Fungi; Ascomycota; Dothideomycetes; Mycosphaerellales; Dissoconiaceae
Exons: 3
Coding region: 233-835 (200 amino acids)
Source: RefSeq, a predicted model, not a curated record